GCGCUUAGCUUGGGAGAGAGGCCGGAGAAUCUGUCUGGGGUUGGCAAUGCGAGCUGUCGGCUGUCAUAAGGCUGCGGCAAACCAACGUGGCUGGAGCUGAUGAGAGACAAAGAUGUGGCAAACCGUUCUAUGUAUAGGCCAGUCUGGGGGAGCUGCGGCCAAGCUGAUUUGGCGAUGGUUGCCUCUUGUGUAUGUAUAUGUCUGCGCCACAGCCUUGGCUUGUCCUUUUGCUCUGCGUGUAGCGGCGAGACUUAUCACGAUAGCAUCUUUUUUCGGUAAUAUCCAUGCCAGUCCGUGCUGCUGUCCCAUAUACAUGCAGGUAGGCUAUUGCUUCCUACCUAGUAGUAGUACUACCAAGUAUAACAUAAUAUACACCCCCCCGUUCAGCAUCCGCCGUGUUCCCUCGCCGUUUCACCGCUCGGCAUCUCGCCUGUACUCAGCUGCUCCCAUCGUCUGUCGUCUAUCCACUGGAGACGCUGGAAUGGUGUGGCGGCCGGGCGGUUCCACAGCCGUGCUGAUCCCGCUGCGGAGCCCACUAAGAGCUUGACCGGCGAAUUAUACGGCACAAAGUGUGGAUGGCUGCAUCAUGCAGAGGAUAUGCGGACGCCUUGUUUUGUGUGCUGUGUUGUUGCGUGGUGCUUUGGGUGAUCUGGCAAUGUAGAGCAUAAGGCACUAUGCAUCUGGCUGCCCUUGAUUGGUAGGCCUCGCCUCGGCAUAUGCUAAGCCUAUUGGCCGGCAGUGGAGUCUCAACCGUAAGACCACUUACAUGCUGCAUGCACCAAUGGC
Molecule: messenger RNA, 786 nt
Organism: Trichoderma asperellum CBS 433.97
Lineage: Eukaryota; Fungi; Ascomycota; Sordariomycetes; Hypocreales; Hypocreaceae
Source: RefSeq, a predicted model, not a curated record